UGCUUUCACAGUGUAGUAAAAGCCCCAUUAAGCUGGUGCUGCUGCUGCUGCUGCACAGUUACCUGCGGGCAUCACACACGCACACUCAGUCAUACAGAAAGACACGUGUACGUUGCGCUCAGUGUUUCUGUGUAACAGUGUGUGUGUGGUCUUCCACCUUUCAGCGCUUUGCAUUUUUACCUGCAGUGGAGAUCGUGCACACGCCCCCCCCCCUCUCUCUCACUCACUCUCUCUCUCUCUGCGCGCACGCUCCUCGCGCAUGCACGCAGCAACAGCAGCGGCAGCAGCACCGAGGGAGCGAUCAAUACGCUAAAAGCCCGGAGAGGAUUUAAACCGGAGCGGAGAACCGGAGGGGGACUCGGCAGGAAUUAUGAAGCUCAGCCGCCAUGUCUAAAGCGACGGUGAAGAAGCUGCACUGGCGCUCCAAGGUGCAGGAGAGCUUCGUCCCGCUGGGCGGCGGCACCGGUGGCUCGGGGGAGCUGGGGCUGGCCAUCGGGGGCGGGGCUGACUAUGGCGAGUUCCCGUUCGUCACGGCCGCCCCCGGGGGUGGACCCACGGUGGGCGACAUCAUCCUGGAGAUUGGAGGGACACCUGUGUUGGGAAUGACCCUCGGUGAUGUCAGAGGAGUCCUGAACUCCUGUCCUCAUCCAAUCAGAAUCAAGACUGUCUCACCAGUACGACCAGGCAGCCUCGAGAUGGAGAGAUUUCAGGUGUGGACUACAACUUUGUCUCCAUCGAGGAAUUUUUCUCUCUGGAGGAGUCCGGAGCUCUGCUGGAGAGCGGCAAAUUCAAAGGGAAUUAUUAUGGGACGCCCCGCCCCGUCCACAUUGGCCCAGAGAGUCCACCAAUCACAUACCAGGAACAUCGAAACCUGCUGAGGAACUUCAGGACAAGGAGCAAGUCUCUGAGUAACCUGGAGAAAGCUGUGGAGGAAGGGGACAACAGUGAGGAGGACAGCGGGCUGACGGCAGGAUCAGCUGGAGCCCCGCCCACAACCCUGCCUCUCAGCCAGUCAUGGGAGUCCGCGGUAGGAAUGGAGAAUGGAGGAGGGGGAAGAGGAGUAGGGAGGGGAAGAGCGGGAGUGGGAGGUCCGCUGCCGGAAAACUGGGAGCUGGCCUACAGUGAUUCAGGGGAGCCGUAUUACAUCGACCAUAAUUCAAAGACGACCAGCUGGCUGGAUCCUCGAACUCAGAACAAAGAGACGACGUCUUCUACAGAACUCCCAGAGUUCACCGACCAGCCCAGUCAGCUGAAGGGCUACUCCAUCCACACUCGGCUCUCUAAAGGUCCUCGAGGUUUCGGCUUCAACAUAGUUGGAGGAAGUCGACCCCGAGAGUUUCUGCAGGUGUACAGCGUCACACCUGGAGGACCGCCUGCUCUCAACACAGCAGCCGCAGACCCCCAGCGAGUCCGGCAACCUGAGCCGAGGCCUGACGCACCUCACCUACAGCCGCACUCUGGACGCCAACGGCAGCACGCCAGGCCUGGCACAAACCCCGCCCUCUUAUGCCACUCAGCCAAUGACAAAUGGACUCACGGGCCCACCCACCCCCACGUCUUCUGAUACCCCACUGGGUCCACCACACCCAGCGGAGAGGACGCUUACCAAUCACAGUGACUCUGAUGGCGGCCUAUCCAAUGCAGGAACUCGAAGGUCUUCUCUGAUUCGCUACAACAGCAACACUCUCCCCGCCCUCUCUUCCACUUCCCUUCUCCAACAUCAGAGCUCCAAGUCCUCAGAGAGUGACCUGUCCACGUCCACGCUCCCCAUAUCCUCCUCCACGCUCCCCAUCACUUCUUCAUCCUCACACACUCUUACGAAACUUGCACUCUCUCAGCCCGAGACGGGUCUCCUCCAAAACUCCACCAGCUCCAGCAGCACAAACAACACCCCCUCUUCUUCUACACCUCCUGGUCCGCCUGUGCAUCGCCCACUGAUGCCUCAGACCUCCCUCGCUCUGACCCCACCCAGAGACAUCCCACCCUGUGGCUUUAACGGGUGCCCGGCCAAUCACCAAGCACCCUCCACAGCAUCCAGAGGAAACCCCGGAUUGGUGCUCCCCCUUGGAGCCGGGUCCCCGGGGACAGCCCACGGCGGGGAGCUCGUGCCGGUGGCUCUGAGCCGCAGUGAGAGCGGGGGACUGGGGUUCAGUGUGACAGCAGGGGGAAAUGGGGGUCAACAGGCAGUAGUCAGGCGGGUUUGGGAUCGGAGGCAGUGCCUGUCGCUGCAGUCAGGAGACAUUAUAGUGAAGAUCAAUGGAGCAGACGUCCAAAGCUUCAGCUUCUCCCAGGUGCAGAGAGUGCUGCAGGAACACACCAAGCAGGGAGAGGUUGUACUUCUGGUCUACAGAGGAGCUCCCGUAUCCUCCCCAGUCGUCACCCCCAACAUCUACAAACGCCUCAUCAUCCCACACGGAAUGACCGCCCCUUCCUCCUCCCACCCCAACACUUCAGCCGACAUGCCUUCCCCGUCCACGGGUGCCUUGGUGGGGGGUAUUCCCCCACUCAGCCAGGCUGGUUUGGCCCUUGAGAGUCCCCAGGAGGGGCAACUACCAGCAGCAGGGAACCACCAAGGUGCCCCUCCUGCCCAGACGCCUAACGGACCUCCAGCCUCGGCCCUCAUCCAGAGCACUAGCUUCCUGGACUCAGUUCCUGUGACGCUGACCUUAGAGCCACGUGACUUGUUGGGCGUGGAGGAGAGCGCCGGCGGACCUCCUGCACUCAGAGAGGGCGGACUAGGAGCCGUUCCUAAGGAUGGAAGAGGAGGAGGAGUAAAGUCAGUGGAUGUGGAGCUGAGGAGGCGACAAGGAGAAGGCUUUGGAUUUGUUAUCGCCUCUCAGGAAGUGAGUGGAGCCCCAUCGCUGAUGUCUCACCGGUUCGUGACGGUGCGUCGUGGCAGCCCGGCGGCUCGCAGCGGGCAGAUCCAGCCCGGAGACCAGCUGGAGGCGGUGGAGGGUCGGCCGGUCGCAGGUCUACAGCACCGAGACCUGGCCCAGAUCCUGAGGAGAGCCGGGAACACACUGAGGCUGAGCAUCACUCCUCGACACCAUUCCUCUUCCCUGACCGAAGCCGCAGAUCUGGACAUAGAUGGUCGGAUGAUAAAAGGACCCAGAGGGAGGUCAAAGGAGGAGUCAAAGUUCUACAGCGUGGACCUGGAGCGAGGUCCUACGGGUUUCGGUUUUUCUCUGAGGGGAGGCAGUGAAUACAACAUGGGACUGUAUGUACUCGGGCUGAUGGACGGGGGGCCAGCCCAGCGCAGCAACAAGAUACAGGUGUCCGACCAGCUGGUGGAGAUAAAUGGAGACAGUACAGCAGGAAUGACUCACAGUCAGGCCGUUGAGCAGAUCAGAAGAGGAGGACAUCGAAUCCACCUCGUCCUCAAGAAGGGAAACGGAUACGUGCCCGACUACGGCCCUGAGGAAGGAGCCCUCUCCCCCUCCUCCUCUUCACACACCGAGGAGCUGGAUGUGGAUACGAUAACCAUGACAACUGCCUCUCUUAGCCAGGAAAUGAGACGAGGAAGUGGUGCGGGAGAAGGAGAGAGGAGGAGGAGAGAGAGAGAAACCAAAAGAAGAACAGGAGGAUUAGGAUUAGGGCCUCCUGCUCUGGACCUGGACAUAGUGGAGGAGGAAGCACGGGUGCUGGAGAGGAGAUGGCAAGAGGAGGAGCAAAGGGAGGAGAGGAAGAGAAGAAGUCAGACUGUCAGGCAGAUGAAGCAGGAUGACCUCAAGGAGCAGGGGAGGAGGAGCAGGAGCUUACCCAGGAGUGAUGCCCACCUCAGGGACUCACCUCUGUCAGAGGAGUCCAGAAGAGGAGGGGGAGAGCGGGAGAGGAGAGAGGAGAGAAACAGCAGCACCAACCGCCGUGCAAAGCAUGCUGGGAACUCGGCUGCAUCUCAGAAGGCAGCGUUCUCCUUCCUCAUGCCGCUGGACGAUGACAGCAGUGACAGAUAUCUUUCCGACAGCGAAUCAACAUCCAGUUUUUCGGAGAUGCACCUAUCAGCAGCAAGCAUCGCCACUGCUGGCUCAAGGGAGGAGUCUGAUUGGAGGAGAGCUGAGUUGCCGUUGCAAGAUGGAAACGGCCCGGGCCCUUGGCUGAAGCCGAGCACGCAGAGACUGACGCGGGUGCUGACGAGCAGUCAGAUCCGUGGGCAGGGACUAGCGGGUGGGCUCUCUCUCUGAUUGGCCAGCUGUGAGGGCAUUCUCCUCUUUUAUUUGCUGAUUUUUUUUUUUAUUGGCUACUUAUCAAGGGCUUUUUUGAUUGGCCUGCUGGAGAAGACACACCUCCGUCUGUGUCCAACUGGAUGACCACAGAAAACUCUGUUUGUAAUUGGCUGGUGGGUGACAUAACAGCUACACAGACCUGCCGAACCAACACCUUUAAUAUUACCCAUCAUGCCUCAGUACAUCCUGAGACCUGUAUCAUAAAGCUAUAUCAGGCCGCCAUCGCCUGUCAGACAAUUUCAACCCUCCACUUAUUUUAUCUUCCUCUCGGGAUUCUGUUUUAUUUCGACUUGAUUCGAGUAACAUCCUAAUACGGGUUAGGGUUAGAUUACAGCGAUUGAAACAUUCACCAAAUCACCCGAGCUGCCUGUGGACAGCUGAACUCUUUGUGAUACAGGCUCCUGGUCUGCAGACCUGAUGUGACGUUUCCGUGUGAAACAUCACGUCUGCGUUUCAUGGCUUCAUCAUGACCAUCUUCACUCGCAUCCUUCCAACUUCAAAAUGGUAUGCAAACAACAUCCGAACCGAACAACGGCGCUGUUUCGUGAUUCUCUCUGUGUAAUCUGAGCAUGUGAAUAUUACUGGAAUGAUUUUUUUAUUUUUAUAAACGUGUAACAAAAUUAUUAUUAUAACGAUAUUAGAGAUUAAAUAGAUCCAGAGAUGAUUUGAUUUGCCUGCUUGCUUGUAAAAAUGAAAGGAAAAUAACCUGAUGAUGUAACAGAGCCAUACACACGCACACACACAUACAGAUGUCAGGUCCAGCUGUGGUCCUGUCGGCUGUCGAGGAACAUAACAUCACCAUGGCAACAUGGCCUGUCUCUAUAGCGACAGCCGCGGAGGAGCAGGACGACCUGCAGCUUUGGAUCAUAACAAGUGCCUCGUUUUGUUUCAGCCUUCGUCCUGCAGACUGUCGCUUCGCAGAAGCUGCAGGCAGAGACGCACGCCGUCACUUCCUGCAGCACGUCAAACAACGCCAAGACCUUUCAGACACCAAAAUAUCCCAUCAUGCAACAGCCAAUACUGAGUUUAAUGCUUUUUAUAAUUGAGACAUACUUGAGCUAAGAAUCAGUUUGUGUGCCACAAAAACAAAACGACCCCUCAUGUUAUCUGAAUGUGUCUUCGCCUUAACUCCAGAGGUCCCAAAAUUAGGGCGGCAACUAAUUAUUUUCACUACUGAGUAAUCUUCAUUGAUUUUUUUCCCCUUAUAAGAUGUCAGAAAAUAGUCAAAAGAUUGUGCUGUAACUUGUCCAACCCAUAAAUGCAUCUUUUAUGGGUUUUCUUGUUGAAAGAUGUUUAAUUUACAUCAAGUGAAUCAAAGGAAAUCAUUAAAUCCUGACUUCUUUUCUUCAGGCUUCAGAAAAUCUGGCAUUUUACCAACUAAUUAAAUUUAUCGAUUGAUUUUGUAGCUCUGUUUAAAACAACAGGAACAAAAUUUACACAGACCUCAUCUGUAAUCUACAAAAAUCUCAAAGUUAAAUUAAAUAUAAAUGGGUAUAUCAGAUAUCUGCACCCUUAAGACAUUUGUUAAGAGUGUGGAAAUAGUUCUGUCAUUUUAUAGACAAAUCAAUGAGAAGCAACAGUGCAGCCCUGUGUUUGCCAUUUGGACUGAGGGUUAGUGUGCACUACAGAGAUGUAAAUAAUAUUAAAUUAACAGAUAAAACCAAAACACUGAUUAAUGUCCACAGGAUGAUGUGCAGAAGUUCAAGUUGAAUAGUGCAAACAAUCACGCACACGUUUCCGCUGAAUCGAAAUAGCAGAAGAAACAGUGUCUAGAUUUUUCUUUUUGUUGUUCACGUAGCAGGUUUUUUAAGCCACAUUUAAAAUGUUUAUUUUGAAGAGUUAUUCACGCGAGAGUACUUUAUUUAAACAACUAAUAACGCUAACAACAUGGUAAGGCUCCUUUUAAGGAGGACCUAUUCUGCCUUCCCUGAGGUCUCGUAACAAACCAAAGUAUUAAACAUGUCGAAGUAAAACAUGAAAGCCAAAAAAUAUUUAGAAAUUAGUAAAAUUAUUUAUAACAAAUAUUUUGUUUCUAUUUUCACAAUAAAAUUGGCCAAUCACAUGGAAGUGGCUGUACAAAGGAACAGUGUAAGAUCGGUAAAAGAAAACUACAAAUCAUGCUACGCUACGUUAGCUGAGUCCCCGAAUAAAGACCAAGAGCUGGAAAUGAGCAGAAUAGGUCUCCUUUCAGAAUCACACCGAAGAAAUGUAAAGUUUUUAAAACAAAAGAUUAUAUGAUGUAAAAAUAAUAAAAUGGUCACUGCUGUCUGCGGACAAAAACUGCAGAACAGUGUUUUCACACCUUAUUUGUUGUCAUUUAUGGGCCGAUGUACAGUACGUGCUGAUGCUGAUGUGUCAGAUUAACUUAAUGUUUCAGUUUGUGCAUCAAAACUCAUCCAAAGACUGUUUAUGAGAUGAAGAAGCUUCACUCUUCACUAACAAAGCUGUAAAACGGCUCAUUUUAGACCAAUGAAUGAAAACUAUUUGUUGUCCAGACCCGAAGAUGAAGUUUUUUUUUUUGUAAAUGUCACCUUUGGACUGUUGAAACGAUAUUUUAAAAAUAUAACCGUGAGCCGAGGAAAGUUAUUUCAUUUUCAUAGACAAAACUAUUAAUCCAAAGCAUUUUUCAGCAGGUUGUUAAUCAACAUUAAAAACAGCUGUUAGCUGGAUGAGCUUCUUUUUGACAGAGUGAAACUUCAUCCUCCUCCAGCUGCUUGUGUUUCAGGACAGUUAAACUUGAUGUCAGAUCAAUAUUUGAGCUGAUCAGGGUCACAGCUUUAUAGAGGGAAAGGGAAUAUGACGCUUAUGGAAAAAACAGGGUGUAAAUAUCAGAUUUAAAAGCACCUGUUUUGUUUCAAAGAUCAACAGUAACCCUUCCCUGUAACAGGUGUUUCUGAUUUCACUGUUUGUUUGUUUUUUAAGCUCAAUCACGUCUGGAAACAGCUGGACUAUUAGUGACUAACCUCAGAGUAAAUUUAAGAAUAUUUUCAAAUAUGACUUCAAAUACAGAUUAACCUGUUAUUGCCAUUACAUCGGUUAUUGGCAAGUAAUUUGUAAGUAGCAAAUCAGACUUUAUUUUCUAUUCAAAGCAAGCUCUCAUAUUGAAUCUAUUAAAUAACAGGCUUGCUGCUGCAUAGAGGGGACAAUAACCACUUAACCCUUUCUGAUGCCAGAAAUCACAUUUGCAACACUAAUGCAAACGUUACAUAUAUGCUGACUUCACUGACCUUGAUUUGCAGCGUAAAAAUGAAAAAAGAGAAGAAAGAAGUAAAAAUUGUAAAAAGUCUUUUUAAUGCAUGCCCUGUGAGGGGUUAAGCACCAGUUCACAAAUACUCAGGAUUCAGAGCCUCACUGAGGUCACGACAGAACAUCCCUUUUUCUGCUGAGGACAGUUCACUUCAAAAAUCAGUUUUACAGAUUUUCUUUCCUUUGAGCUGUUCAUCCUUCUAGAUGUCUUUGUUGUAAAUUGCACAGUUUUGCAGUUUCUUAUAGGAACUGCAGGAUUUAGAAAUCCAACUGCAUCACUGUGCAGAAGGAAGAAUGGCUCUGUCCAUUAGAGAGAGGCAAGUCCUAAACUAUACGGCCAACUGAAAUCAAGACUGUAAAUUUAAUAAUAUUUAUUGCUUUGAUGUGCUAAAAAAAUGCUUUGAAGUUAUAAACCACACAAAAAUAAAUAAACCAACACCUCAUCCAUCGAUCCAUUACAUCACUUGCAUCAUUUUAAUGUCUGUUUCUAUGUUCCAUCCACAGCCUUAGCAGUUAAACUACAAACACCACAAACCCCUGUGCUACCCUUUAGCCCCACCCUUCUGCCUCCUGUCUUUUAGGGCAUUAGGAUGUUUGUCUUCUAUGCAUUUUCUAAGACUGUAUUCUAGUGACUGAUUCCCUGAUUGGUGCGAGCAGCGCCUAAUCACAGGAUCGCAGAGUCUGGACUAAUGAUUCUAACAAAGGAUCUGAUCAUUCAGGUUCUGGUCCAGAGACAACCAGGAAGAGCCAAGUUCACGCUGGACUGAACAGUUUUACCAUCAGACCUGCUCCCAGGCAGCAGGAUGGAGGAACGCCACUCAGCUGUUUGCUUAAUGCAGUUUUUAUCUUCAGCAGUUGGCUGUAAACACGCAGAAGUGACUGAAGCAGCUGAUCUGAUCCGUCAGUGAUCGCUCGGUGUCUUUAGAUCCAGUCUGACUUUAAAACUCUGAGCUGGACCAACAUCAGCUCAGGUAGGCCAAGCUAACUGUCUGCAGCCUUGUUCAAUAAACAAGCUCAUGUGAAGUGAACUGAUUAUUUGGGAAAAGAUCUUUAUUUGCUUUCUGUUCUCAGGUCAGUGCCGGAUAAAAAUCGCUUUUCCUGACAGCUGAAGCACAGGAUAGCAGGCUGAGGAUACUGAGGCAUGCAUGACAAAUAAAACAUUCAAAUUUAAAGCAACACUGUAUUGAUAAGCAUGAGCAAACAAGCAACCUCUAUGAAAGAAAACCCUUU
Haplochromis burtoni (Burton's mouthbrooder) is the source of this 8699-nucleotide messenger RNA. RefSeq names its product membrane-associated guanylate kinase, WW and PDZ domain-containing protein 1. Gene Ontology annotation, biological process: signal transduction. NCBI's taxonomy places the organism in Eukaryota, Metazoa, Chordata, Actinopteri, Cichliformes, Cichlidae. Gene Ontology annotation, cellular component: cytoplasm. The record is from RefSeq and is a predicted model, not a curated record. Gene Ontology annotation, molecular function: protein binding.